UCAUAAAACAACACAGGCAGGCGCAAAGCGAAUGCGUUUUGAUUGAAUGGAACUUUGGGAGUCGAAAGCAUACUAGACCGAAGAGAAAGUUCAAUCGGGAGAGAGGAUGCAUUGAGCCAUGUGCUACAACAAAUGUAUUGGUAUCUGUUGAUAAGAAGCAGUGAUAAAUGAAAACCUUUUUAGCUCACAUUUAGGUUACCGUCUCGGAUCCUCCUGAAGUUUAACUAUGUCGCGACUGCCAUUGGAAACUGAUGCAAAGAAACGAACAUAAGGUUGAGGAAUAGAAACCGACUGAAAUUCAGCCUGUGUAGGCGUACACCUAUUGCACAAUUCCUUUAUUUGUCCUUUGAAACUCAUUGAGUUUUGCUUGGAUAUCAUGCCACGCUUUCUCGUGCUCGCCUGCUUGGAUUAAUUGAUAACCACAUGCACCUGCUUGGUUGGAUAUUUGGAACCUGCACAACAUGUAGGCCUAUGAAACAUUUAGGCAAAAAAAAUUAUAUUCUGAAUCGUGAAUGCACACGUCUCGGUCAUUAUUGUAACACUAGUUGACUUGAUUCCUUGGAUCUUUCAUAAGUGGAAUCAUCUUUGCAUGAGCCUGGAACGUUGGACCACUGAUGGCGAUGACAUAGCGGCGGCGGCAUAUGUAAUGUCUCAAGGAUACCGCGCGCCCCUGAAGUUUACGUUUUGGAGAUAAUACUAUUUCUAACAGCAUAUGCAUGGCAUACAUUGCUCAUCAUAUCGGAUAUCAAAAUGAUGCGCACCGGCCCAAGCCUUGUCUACGAGUGGCUACAGACUAUUCAGCUGCCUCAAUACUUGGAGGCGUUUGUGGACAAUGGAUACGAUGAUCUGGAAGUUUGUAAACAAAUUGGGGACGCCGAUCUUGACGCCAUAGGGGUACACUCGCAACACCACCGACAAAAAGUACUCAACGCGGUGAAGAAGUUAAGAGAGGAGGACAAGAAAAAAGCUCCCGGUCUUUACUUCACGCUCGAGCCUCUGAACCCCUCUCCCCUUAGCCCCUUGUUGGGCACCAGCACCACGCUCAUCACAGAUGGCGAGAAUGAUUUCCAGUGGUCAAGGUCAUGGACAGAAUCCAAUCAGGAGGAAGUUGGAAAUGGAGGUCACCAACAAUCACCUUGUCCAACAAACCACAAUCUAAGUUUAACUGAUGGUUGUAAAGAGUUGGUGACCAAUCCCAAACUGAAACUGAAGGUCUUGAACAGGGAUAAACUUGUGAAAGAUGGCGUCAACCUCAAUGAGUCGCCAUGCACCUAUAAGGACUCUGUCAUCAAGCCUGCCUUGCCAGUGAGUGUCAAUUGGGUUACCAUUCUAGAGUUGGUCAAUUUAGAUGUAUGGGAGUAGUGUUAACCCCAUCUGCUGCUUUGAUGGCUUUCGGUCAGUGAGUGAGAGAUGCCUUCCCACAUGUUCUGUGAAACAUGUCCUCUAUGGGAGCAGUGGAGCGCAGCGGUGUCCUUGUCUGGCUCAUUCACAUGUUGCAUGUGCACUCUCCCCAGAAUGUAAAGCUCCACUAAUCAUACACCGGUUAACAAAACUGUACAUUUUUCUAGUGAUUCCUUUGCUUUGGCCUCAGUUUGUCUAUUGAACAUGUUACAGGAUUUGGUUUUUCCAUUUAAAUGUUGAGGUUGGACGUGAGCACGUGGGGCGCACCAACGCGUCACCUCGUUAGUAUGUGUUACACCUGUGCUGGUUGGUCAUCUCGUUAGUGGGAUGGUGUUUCACCUGUGCUGGCCCAGGUGCUAUUUAAGAGUGGCAGGCUCCAGUUGUCUUGAGAUGUGGAGGGUUAACACCUUUUUUUAGUUGACUCUCCCUAUUUGAUUUCUCGACAAACAAUCUGAUCUUCCCUGUUUGUUCAUUUUGCUCCAAUAUUUUGGUUUGUUUCCUUUAUACUUUUGGUGUGGGUUUUUCUUUUGUUUGCCUCUUUAGUGGACAAAUUUAGUGGGUGCUCAUGGUGGGUGUCUUUUUAGUCCUAGUUGUUGUUAUGCAACCUUCAGUGGCCACCCCAAUGAGUGUCUUUUUAGAAACCCUCCUAAACCCCACCUGUUUCAUUUUGGUUGUUGUCAGUGACUUUGUUAGUUCCCCCUUCUGUUUGAGUGACAUUUUUGGUUUUCUUGCUGGGGAACGUAACAAUCAGCAUAAGGACUAUCUACCUUUAUCUCAAUCCUCUCACCAUUGUUUUUAUUUCUAUACUUAUUAGAACUACAAACCCACAAUCAGCCAGUCAGCAAAUAGGCCUAAACAGGAAGCAGUAGGUGGGUGUCGUGGUGAUAGCUCAGAUAGAAAUAAUGCACAUUUUGCAUUUCCUGUAUGAGGAAUGAGAAGAAGCAGGUUGACAGGUACAGUGUUAACCUCAAUAACAUGUCCUUCCCUGCAGAAUGGGGCACCACUAAUAAAUCCUUCAAUUCCUCCUUUAAUCUGGUCUGGGCAAUUCCACGGUAGAGUGAUGCGAAGACAGAUUUUUCACUUUAAAAUGUAUUCUAUAAUUCA
This is a messenger RNA of Salvelinus sp. IW2-2015, 2505 nucleotides long. The record is from RefSeq and is a predicted model, not a curated record. NCBI's taxonomy places the organism in Eukaryota, Metazoa, Chordata, Actinopteri, Salmoniformes, Salmonidae.